This is a messenger RNA of Sorex araneus (European shrew), 2343 nucleotides long. RefSeq names its product B cell receptor associated protein 29 (gene BCAP29). Gene Ontology annotation, cellular component: endoplasmic reticulum; endoplasmic reticulum membrane. The transcript is spliced from 8 exons. The record is from RefSeq and is a predicted model, not a curated record. Gene Ontology annotation, biological process: endoplasmic reticulum to Golgi vesicle-mediated transport; intracellular protein transport. Bases 511 to 1239 code for a protein of 242 amino acids. NCBI's taxonomy places the organism in Eukaryota, Metazoa, Chordata, Mammalia, Eulipotyphla, Soricidae.
AAACUCGAAAACCGUGUUUUCAACGCUGCGGGUUCUCCGACCUCAUCCUCUUUCCUCGAGGGAUCAAAAUCUGCAGGAGCAGCCCCGUGCUAGCCGGGCUAGGCAUCCAGUGUCCCCGCACCCCACGACUUCCAUAGAACAAAAUGUCCCCGGCGUCCCCGGCCCGCCCUGGCUGGCGGGCGGCGCGGAGGCCGGGCAGGAAGCGGGGUGAAAAGAGGAAGGAGGGAAGGGGAGAGCGCGCGCGGGAGCUCGUUGGCGGCCUCGCUCCACCCCGGGCCGACUCCCGCCACGCCAGCCGCCGCCCCGGGCCCUGGGGGUGGAGUGGGGUGGGAGGGGGGCUGGCCGCCGCCUCCCCCUCCCUACUCGGCUCCCAUUCCCGCCGCACCCUGGACUGCGAUCGGCCAACGGGACGCCCCCCCCCACCCAAGCUCCGGGCCGGGAGCGGGGCUGAGUCAGCCCGUAACUGCACCGCCAAUUAGGAACCCAUUAUCGGUGGGAAGAGAGAGGAAAAUGAGCCUCCAGUGGGCGGCGGUCGCAACCUUUCUUUACGCCGAGAUAGGGCUCAUUCUGAUCUUCUGCCUGCCCUUCAUCCCGCCGCAGAGAUGGCAGAAGAUUUUUUCAUUCAGUCUCUGGGGUAAAAUUGCAAGUUUCUGGAACAAGGCUUUCCUAACUGUUAUAGUCCUAUUGAUUGUUCUGUUUCUGGAUGCUAUAAGAGAAGUAAGGAAAUAUUCCGUUACUCCUGCCAUUGAAAAGAGCGCAGCCGGAGUUAAACCUACUGCAUUUGAGCAUACACAGAUGAAACUUUUCAGGUCUCAGAGAAAUCUCUACAUUUCUGGAUUUUCUCUGUUUUUUUGGCUAGUAUUGAGACGGCUGGUUACCCUUAUUACUCAGUUGGCAAAAGAAAUGACACUAAAAACAGUACUUAAAAAACAAGCUGAAAGUACUUCCGAGGCUGCCAAACAAUUUAUGGAAGAGAAUGAAAAACUUAAAAAGAUCUUGAAAAACAGUGGCAGGGAGGAGGACAGCCUUUUGGAAGAAGAAAACAGAAAACUCUUAGAAGACCAGGAAAGACUACAAAUGGAGUUAAAGAAGACAUCAGAUGCCCUUUCUAAGGCUCAAACUGAUGUGAUAACAAUGAAGGUGCAAUCAGACAGACUUUCAAAGGAGUAUGACCGACUCCUGAAAGAACAUGUGGACCUUCAGAAUCAUUCAGGAAAAGGAAACAAAAAAAGCCUGUGAACUUUAUGAAAGAAGACGACUGUGGUGCACCGUGUCAACAUAAACAUGUUACCAUGUCAGCCUCUGGAAAAUGUCCAAUUCACUUCAGAAACAUGGAGUCAGCCACUAAAUUUUUAAUAUCCAUUCAUAGGGCUGUGUCACAAUGGCAGUAUGUGAUGAUGUUUCAGGUAUAUAAUAUAUAGCCUGUAUUCUAGCUCAUAAGAAAAAUGCAAGCAUGUUAAUCCUAUUUAUACACUGAUAGUAACACAUGUAUAUGAUGGCUAUAUGCUAACAAAGGGAAAAUAUUCAUUAGCCAUUUACUUCCAGAAUUAGAUAUUUCAGUUGCUUGAAACCAUUAAUAGCUUUAAAAGUUUUGAUGAGCUUUGAUUAAUAAUAAUAUUUUACUUAAUCAGGGAAUGAUAGUGACCAGGUACUUCAAAAUAAUAGUUAGCUGAUGAUAUUUGUCCACAAAGAGAUUAGGUGUGGAUAGAUGAUCAGAAUUAGCCACUACUUGUGUAAAGGCUGUGAAAGGACAAAUAAAACCAUGAACCUGACCCUUGAUGGGAUUUUUAAGCCUGAUGAUAUUAUGGUUUACUCCAGACAGCUAUAGCAAUAGUUAGAUUAGUAUGCUUUCUGCACCUGUUGCACUGUUUUUGUUGGUACGUGUGUUAAUACAUAAUUAUAAGCAAUCUAUUUUUUCAAGUUCAUCUAGUAAAAGAGUUUACAUAUAUUUGCAUAAGUACUAUAGCACUGAACUGAAAUAUAUUUUUCAACAAUGUGGAAUUCUUAACUUAGUUAAUGUAGAAUACAUUUUUUAAAAACAGUGUUUCUCAUUACUGUGAGAGUUACUGAUUUAUACAAAUUUUACCUCAAAUGUGCAUAUGCUGGUGUCACAAUUUCUGAGCUGUUUCUGUAUUCUGAAAACUAAGUAUUAAAAGUUGUUUUUCCAUUAAAAUACUUAUGGAGAGUUUCCUUUAGAAGGGAUCACUAAGAAAAUGAUGACUAGAGGAACCAGUUGGGAUGGGAGAUGCAUGCCGAAAGUAGAUAAUGGACCAAACAUGAUGACCUCUCAGUGUCUGUGUUGCAAGCCAUAAUGCCCAAAAGUAGAGAGUAUGGGGAAUAUUG